Messenger RNA from Helianthus annuus (common sunflower), 3727 nucleotides. Its product is annotated as DNA mismatch repair protein MSH1, mitochondrial. Bases 127 to 3495 code for a protein of 1122 amino acids. Lineage: Eukaryota; Viridiplantae; Streptophyta; Magnoliopsida; Asterales; Asteraceae. The record is from RefSeq and is a predicted model, not a curated record. Gene Ontology annotation, molecular function: ATP-dependent DNA damage sensor activity; mismatched DNA binding; ATP binding. Gene Ontology annotation, cellular component: nucleus. The transcript is spliced from 23 exons. Gene Ontology annotation, biological process: mismatch repair.
AGAUACAUGGUAGUACCGACUCUUGGUAGGAAAUAAGCGAUCGCAAACACCGGCUACUGCUACUAGUUGGUCGGUCAGCCAGCCAUUUUAAUCCAUCUAUGUGCGACGGACGGACGGAAAGGAAACAUGUGUUGGGUGACGGCGAGGUCCCUGGCAAUCUCUGCUCUUCACAGCUGCCCCCCUCUUCCUCUCCCUUACUUUUCUUCCUUUACUCUCCUCCUAUGCUCCUCCCCGCAGCCGAAGCAGGUCUACUGCUUCAAAGAGAGAAGGUCUACAAGCACCAAAUCAGCAAAAAAGAUCAGGGAACUAAAAGAUCUUCUUGUGGAGAAGGAUUAUCCUCAUAUCAUGUGGUGGAAGGAGAAAAUGCUGACAUGUGUGAAGACAUCAUCUAUCCAAUUGGUAACGCGACUGGUUUACUCCAAUCUGCUUGGUUUGGAUGACAACCUCAAGAAUGGGAGUCUAAAAGAAGGAACGCUUAAUUGCGAAAUACUGAAAUUCAAGUCAAGGUUCCCUCGGGAAGUUUUACUUUGUAGGGUUGGGGACUUUUAUGAAGCCAUUGGGUUUGAUGCGUGUAUCCUUGUGGAAUAUGCUGGUUUGAACCCUUGUGGUGGUCUUCGUUCAGAUAGCGUUCCUAAAGCUGGCUGCCCUGUUGUGAAUUUACGUCAAACAUUGGAUGAUCUGACACGUAACGGGUUUUCCGUAUGCAUUGUUGAAGAAGUUCAGGGUCCAACUCAAGCUCGUUCUCGCAAAAGCCGUUUUAUAUCUGGGCAUGCACAUCCCGGAAGUCCUUAUGUGUUUGGACUCGUGGAAGAUGAUCGUGAUCUUGAGUUUCCUGAACCGAUGCCCGUUGUUGGAGUAUCCCGUUCUGCCAAAGGGUAUUGCAUGGUUUCAGUUCUGGAGACUAUGAAGACGUUUUCUUUAGAAGACGGCUUAACUGAAGAAGCAUUAGUUACCAAGCUUCGUACUUGUCGUUAUCAUCAUUUGUUUCUCCAUAAAUCACUUAAGAACAAUUCUUCGGGGACUUCUAGUUGGAGAGAGUUUGGUGAAGGUGGGCUAUUGUGGGCAGAAUGCAAUGGCAGACACUUUGAAUGGCUUGAAGGAGACAUGCUCGAUGAGAUCUUAUUUAGGGUAAAAGAGCUAUAUGGCCUCGAUGACAAUGUCACAUUUAGAAAUGUAACCAUUGCUUCAGAAAACAGGCCUCGUCCAUUGCAUCUUGGAACAGCCUCACAAAUUGGUGCUAUACAGACUGAGGGAAUACCUUUUUUGUUAAAAUAUUUGCUCCCCUCGAAUUGUACUGGACUACCUGCGAUGUAUGUCAGAGAUCUUCUUCUAAAUCCUCCUGCUUACGCAAUUGCAUCUACCAUUCAAGACAUCUGCAAACUUAUGAGCAAUGUUUCAUGCACAAUUCCCGAGUUCACUUGUAUCACACCAUCAAAGCUUGUAAAGUUACUUGAGUUAAGGGAAACAAAUCAUGUUGAGUUUUGCAAGAUCAAAAGUGUGCUCGAUGAGGUUUUACAGUUGUAUAGUAACUCUGAACUCAAUGAGAUACUAAGACUAUUAAUGGAUCCUACUUGGGUGGCAACGGGACUGAAAAUCGACAUGGAGACCCUAGUGAAAGAAUGUGAAUGUGUUUCACGUAGAAUUAGUGAAAUUAUCUCUACAUAUGGCGAAAGUAAUCAGAAAAUGAGUUCCCAUGUGAACAUACCAAAUGAAUUCUUUGAGGAGAUGGAGUCUUCAUGGAAGGGCCGUGUCAAGAGGAUCCAUCUAAUAGAAGCUUACGAGGAAGUUGAUAAGGCUGCCGGAGCCUUAUCUUUAGCCGUUACAGAAGAUUUUCUUCCGGUAGUUACGAGAGUAAGAGCUACUACUGCAUCAUUUGGAGGUCCAAGGGGAGAAAUCGCAUACGCGCGGGAGCACAAAGCUAUUUGGUUCAAAGGGAAACGGUUUACGCCAGCUGUUUGGGCCGGAACCCUAGGUGAAGAACAGAUCAAACAACUUAGGCCAUCUGUAGAUGCAAGGGGUAGAAAAGUUGGGGAGGAAUGGUUUACCACUGUGAAGGUGGAGGAUGCACUCACAAGGUAUCAUGAGGCUUGUGCAAACGCAAAGACAAUGGUCUUAGAUUUGUUAAGGGAACUUUCUGCCGAAUUGCAAGCUAAAGUUAAUGUUCUCGUUUUCGCAUCCAUGUUGCUUGUUAUUGCAAAAGCGUUAUUUGCUCACGUGAGUGAGGGGAGAAGAAGGAAAUGGGUGUUCCCUACUCUCAUCGAUUCGUCUGGUUCUCAGGAAAAGGGACGAACACACGAGAUGCAGAUUACAGGUCUAUCACCAUAUUGGUUUGAUGCAGCCGAAGGCAGUGGUGUGAGGAAUACAAUUGUUAUGAAGUCGAUGUUUCUUUUAACCGGACCAAAUGGAGGUGGUAAAUCAAGCUUGCUUCGUUCGAUUUGUGCUGCAGCACUAUUUGGAAUUUGCGGGUUUAUGGUCCCGGCUGAGUCUGCCACAAUUCCUCAAUUCGACUCUAUUAUGUUACACAUGAAAUCUUAUGACAGCCCUGCAGAUGGGAAGAGCUCAUUUCAGAUAGAAAUGUCAGAGUUGCGGUCUAUUAUUGUGGGGGCCACUUCAAAGAGCCUUGUCCUUGUGGAUGAGAUAUGUAGAGGAACCGAAACCGCAAAAGGGACAUGCAUUGCUGCUAGUAUUGUGGAAACUCUCGACUCCAUCGGCUGUUUGGGCAUUGUAUCAACUCACUUGCAUGAUAUCUUCAAGCUACCACUAACCGCAACGAAUACGGUAUUUAAAGCAAUGGGAAGUGAACACGUGGAUGGUCAAACCAAACCCACAUGGAAGUUGAUUGAUGGGAUAUGCAGGGAGAGUCUUGCGUUUGAAACGGCCAAGCGCGAAGGGGUUCCCGAAGCAAUCAUACAAAGAGCGGAAGAGCUAUAUAUCUCAAUGCACACAACGGAUGAACACGAUCUUUCUAAUGAAAACGGAUCUCAUAAAACCAACAAUCACCCAAUUGUUAAUGAAACACUGCCUAAUCUUUCGUUUGUUGAAUCGACUGUCCAAAUGCAGAAGUUUUUGAAGGAAGUAGAAAGUACUGUCCGUAUGAUAUGUCAGAGAGGGUUGAUUGAGGUUUGCAAGAUGAGAAGUACAGUAAUAAGAUGUGUUCUCAUUGCUCCCCGGCAACAACCCCCGCCAUCGGCAAUUGGUGCAUCAAGUGUUUAUGUGAUUCUUAGACCUGACAACAGACUUUAUGUUGGGGAGACUGAUGAUUUGGAGGGACGGGUGCGUGCUCAUCGAUCAAAGCAGGGAAUGCAAAAUGCUUCUUUCUUAUAUUUCUUAGUUCCUGGGAAGAGCGUAGCUUGCCAGUUGGAAACUCUUCUGAUUAACCAGCUACCGAAGCAUGGGUUUCAACUCACGAAUAUAGCCGACGCUAAUUUCAUUCACAACCAACACCAAAGCUUACAGUACAGUACAGUACAUCACCUCAGGCUAGUGGGUUACUAGACGAAACUCCAAAUAUGAUCACCACAUAAUCAAAUACAGAAUGACCAAAUGUUAAAAAACAAACAAAACUGCGGCACCUUAUUCUAUACCUCGAACCGCGCUCACUUGCUCCACUCCAGUAACCUUUUUUUGCCCUGCAUUUAAUUCAUAAGGAACUAUUCGCUUGCAUCUCCUCGAAAAUUGCAUCAAUGCUGACACGUUUACCCCUGAAAAUGUUUUCGUUUCUUGCUCU